AUGUCACCCGCCCAGUUCCAGUCCUGGUCCCUGUCACUGGUCAUGGCCUCUCGGGUCCCCAGUCCUUCUCUCAUCCUAUUCUCUCUCGCUGGCUGGUGCUCUUUUCACUUUGCCGCCGCCGCCUGGGCUCUUUUGCUCUGCCACCACUGCUACCUUACCACCUUACUUCCCGCCUGCUUAUUCGGCUCCUGCCAACCACGCCGAAAACACUCAAAGUCCAAGGCUGCUCCGCUGCUCGGCUUCGACCUGUCACCUCGCCUCUUCUUCUCCUCUUCCUUCCUAUUCCUAACUAUCCCAACAACCCCCUCACCUUUCUUACUACUUACUACAACCUACAGUGACCCGCCUCGUCCGCCAAUCUCUCACGAUCACGAACUGCCUCACGACCACGCCUAA
Colletotrichum tamarilloi is the source of this 396-nucleotide messenger RNA. RefSeq lists its product as uncharacterized. The record is from RefSeq and is a predicted model, not a curated record. The coding region runs from base 1 to 396 and encodes 131 amino acids. NCBI's taxonomy places the organism in Eukaryota, Fungi, Ascomycota, Sordariomycetes, Glomerellales, Glomerellaceae. The transcript has a single exon.